Pocillopora meandrina is the source of this 8516-nucleotide messenger RNA. The record is from the annotation of a GenBank genome assembly. NCBI's taxonomy places the organism in Eukaryota, Metazoa, Cnidaria, Anthozoa, Scleractinia, Pocilloporidae.
UUGCUUAUAUCUACAGAAAAGAGAGGCGCCAGUCCAUCCCCAAGCAUACCGCCCAUCUCUAGAGAACAAGCUCUACUGGAGACAUUUUUUCAUGCGCUCAGUCAGUUUGCUUUUGAUAAGGCAAAGGAUCAAGUGGUAAUCUCCUUGGCAUUUUUUACGACUUAUUAACCCUCAAACUCACCAGAUCUGUUUCUAAAUCCCCCCCCCAAUGGCAACUACACAUUUCCAUGUAGAUUAGUUACAAGAAUUUGGUGUUGCAUUGUGGUAACAACUUCUACCAGAUAAGUUUGGGUAUUUUCAUUACCCAGAGAUGCCAACCUGUUAAGAUCUUAAAUCUUGAGAUUUUUCUCUCAUACCACCACAGCAUCAACCCAACAACACCUUCCCAGCUGAAAAAUUGAUGCCCAGCCCUGCUAUGAAAUCUAUCUCCUUCCCUAAAAAUGUAGAAAGCUUUUGUUUAGUUUCUGCAAGAUUUGAUUGCAUAAAAAAUGCUUUAAGAAAUGGCAACAUGUGUGAAAAACCAGAAUUGUUUUGAUUUGGGUAAAUUUGGGAAUACAAUGUUAGCCUACAGUGGAGCAAAUACUUUGAAAGAUUGUUCAUUGCUAAUAUCUGAGAGAUUUGGUAAAUUAUGUAGGAGAACAGAAGAUUUGAUCUAUAUCCAAGAGAUUCCCACAUCAUGUGGGAGAGUUGGCAUGUAUGAUAUCCUGUUUGUCAAAUAAUGCAUAGAUAUUAAAGGGAGACGUUACACAUUAACCCUUUCACUCCCAUGAUCUCUUUAGUAAUUCUCUUUACUGUCUGCUAUAUACUGCUUACAAUUUUAAUUUGGAGAAUUUGUAGUGACUCAAAUAAUAAUCCACUAAUUGAUAUUUUUCUAAAUUCUCAUUACUUGUUUACUUGAGAUUGUAUUGAUAUUUUAAAGAGAAGUUCUGUCUUGGUCAUUACAGGGAGUGAAAGAGUUAAUCACUUUGGGGAGUGAAAGGGUUCAUUACUAGAAAAACUAUUAAUUCUCCCUCAUUUGACAGGGAAAGUAACAUUGAAAUGUUUAACUUUUUAAUUUAUUGAUUAAUUUCACUAGUAUUAUCAAGGUUCUUACUGAAAUGAGAUCCUCCUUGGUUUCCCAAAAUGGACUUCCUCACUGGAUUUAAAUAUACCUUGUUCUAAAUUUAAACUGUGCAACCUCUGAAUAGUUUCUUAUACAAGCAAUGAGACAAAAUCAAAUACAGCUGUGUCCUUUUGGAUAGCCAAGUCUUGAGUCAAUUCAGCAGAAUUUAUAGUUUAAGGUGGGAACCAAAGGCUUUUUUGCUCAGAAGUGAUACUGACAUUAAAUUCCUGGUUAUUUUUCUCAUGUAGGAGAAAGAGAAGGAAACAAAAAGAUUACCGCUGGUAUCCAGUACACCAUGGUCUUCACUGCUAGUUACCCUGUCACAUCUGGCUUCUGCAGAAAAGACAUACUUCUCUUUCCCUUUUAUUGCCAGAAGGUUGUUCAGGAAAGAUGUAUGUAAAAAAAAAAGCUGACCAGAUUUAAUGCCUGACUGACAAAUAAUUCCUUGCCUUGUUUUUAUAAUGAUCUCCAGUUAGGCUGUCAAAGUAUCAGUCACUUCUAUCAACCGAACAACAGUCAUUUCAGGACUGCUCUCACUAGGACAAGGAGACUAUAGAAUCUUUUAAACAGAAAGUGACUAACCAGGGUUUUCAAAAAGAUUUUGAGUAACCAGACUGUGAUAGAAAGUAGCUGUCACCAGAAGUCAAAGGCUCCUCUGCAGAUGAGGGUACAGGGAGCCACACGAAAAGCCCACAUGUUUUUCAGAGUAGACAAUAAAAUGCAGUGGUUGCUAGCAUAUUUUGACAAGCCUGGAUUAAUAAUACUGAAUACUUUGUUAGAAACAAGUUAUUAUUAAUAUGUAUCAUUUAAGUUUUAGUCAGCUUAUUAUAACAAUAUUGUGAUUACACAUGCAGGUCAGGUACAGCUAAUUAAUAUGUGCUAACUAAUUCUAAUCAGGCUAAUUAUAUUAAUUAAUGUGUACUUAUGGGCUAAUCAUUUAUGUUAAUUAAUUUUUAUGUGUAAACUGAUUGAGAACAUGUAGUUUUGUUUUGCAAUAUUCAAGUUACAUGUAGGCCAGAAAUGUAAUGCAAAGAAGGUCUUGCACAAUAUACAUGUAGUGUCUCUAUUUUUUUACCUAGUUAGUUAAAUUGAAAUCUGUAUAUUUUGUUCGCAGUCUGUAAGGGACAGCUUCAAAACCCUGAUAGUGGAGUUGAAGAAAAUUGAAGAAACAACACACAGUUCCACAGGGUCCCCACUAGAGGGAAGUUUGUUGGCAGAGCUGUGCAGACAUUUGUGUCAAUUUUCACAGGCAAGACAGGAGUUAAUUGACUUGUAUCUUUUGGUAAAGUUAUACAGACUUGUUCACUCAGCCUAAGUGUCAUAGAGAAGGUUGUUUUUUGUUGUUAUGUGGUUCUUUGGGGUGAUUCUCUCUGUGUAAAAAAAUGACCAUCCAUUUCCCAGGUCAAGACUUUGUACUUUGAUGCUCAACUCCUUCCUCUCUUGUUUUACCUUUUAAGUCCCACUAGUGACCAAGACAGAAUUUCUCCUUAUUCUAUCAAUACAAUGUCAAGCAGACAGUUAACGAGAAUAAAAAAAAUAUUAAUUAGGGGAUUAUUGGUUGAUCCAAUUACAAAUUCUCCAAACUAGCAUCACAUGAAUUGUAUGGUAGACAGUAAGGAGAAUUACUCAUGAGAUCUUGGGAGUUAAAGGGUUAAAUUAGUUAUUCUCCCUUCCAGCUGCCAUGCAUUCCCUUGAACUUGAGCAACUGCACACCUACCCCUCCCCUAACCCAACAUUAACCCUGACUUGUUAUCAAUUGACUGUAGUUGGGUUAGGGGAGGGGUAGGUGGGCAGCUGCUCAGAUAAUAACAUUGAUCCAAAGAAAUCAGUGUGAUAUCAUGAUUACAUCCCCUAACUGUUCAGUUUCUAUUUUCUCAUCACAUAUUCUCUUGAUAUUGAGUAGACAGUGUAAGAAGAAGUUAAAAACAAUCAUGAUGUUGAUAUCUUGCUACAGCCACAUGCAAAUGAUGUUUUCUUACUUGUCAAUUUAAUGGAACAUUUUAAAUUGGUACUAUAUUCCUUGAUUGAAAAUGUUAAUUACAGUUAUGAGGCCAUGGCAAUGAUGGGAUCAGCUACAAAUGUAAAAUAUACAGACUUGUCAAAUAUGAUUGAUGAGAUUUGUCAAAGGUAUGUAAUUUUUUGAGCUAACAAGUUAACAAUUGUUGUACAAAAAGUGUAAGGACUUUUUCUCAGAUAGACUCAAAACUUAGGUCUCUCACUUCAUCAAUGUUGUUAAUUCUUAUCAUUAUCUGUUCAGAUGUUAAGCUCUCAGGAGAAUAUUUAAUGCAUACAUACAAACAGGAGUGGAGGCGCAUUGGCCUCAUGGUUAGUGUGCUCAACUCAGGAUUGAGUGGUCUGGGUUCAAGCCCUGGCCAGGGUCAUUGUGUUGUGUUCUUAGGCAAGACUCUUUACUCUCACAGUGCUUCUCUUCACACAGGUGUACAAAUAGGUACUAGCAAAAAUGCUGGGGGUAACCCUGCAAUGGACUAGCAUCCCAUCCAGGGGGGAGUAGCAAUACUCCUAGCCGCUUCAUGCCAAGGGAAACUGGAGUGCUGGCCCCAUUGGCCACUUGGGCCUGUAUAGAGGCUUAUACAAACAGGGUUAAACAUCAAUAAGGGCACUCGUGUGUCACGUGGUGCUCAUAUAAGGUGUGGUUAGAAGAAUAGCCCCAAUCUCUUUGCAAUAAUAGCCUGCUCAAAGUUAAUCAGUAGAUACAUGUAUGUUUCUUUGUAGACACAAUAAGGGCUUUCAUCAUCCCAUUUUGGAUUCUCUUAAAUCAAGCUUCAGGUAUGUGACUCAGAUACACAUUUUUAUCAGUUUAUUUGAACUCCAGCUAAUGUUUUUCUAAGACUCUAGUUUUGGGUAAAUUAUGUAGAGUUGCUAUGACAAGAUGAUAAGCAUUAUUAUAAAAAUCUAAAUCAUUGCUAUCGAAGGACCAAAAAAUUUGCUAAAUGUGACAGAACAAUUGUCUGCAUCCAUACAUUGGCCAUGUGGUGACUGGGUCAUCUGUGUCAUUUUUGUGAUAUCACCAUUUGCCAUUGACAUGGCCAGUAUGGCUUUUGGAUCAGAUUUCUUGCCAUCCCACACUUACCAGGUGCAUAAAAUAAAGUUUGUACAGUUUGGCCCACAUGGCUGAAACUUAUGCUGUCAAGUAUUAGAUGAGAUGACCAAAGUGUCCGAGCUGUUCCUUGGACUUUCAGCUGGCAACUUUCUGAAGAAACUCCCAGAAUGUUUAUUUACCCUUUAAAUCCUAAGAUCUGAUUGUUAAUUCUCCCUUCUAGCUGCUACACAAUUUCUUGUACAUAAGUAAUGAGAAUUUGGUGUUAGAUCAAGAGAACAACUUCAGCCUGAUAAGUUUGUUUAUUAAUUUUUACCAUUAACUCAUUACCUUUUUACUAGAUAUUGUAUGGGUAUUAUAGGGAGAAGUUACAUGUUAAUCACUUCUGAGAUUUUAAGGAUUAAAUCAUGUUUGGUGUUUCACUUUCCUAAUUCCUAAUUGAUCAAGAUCAAUUGAACAAGAUCAAACUUUGACAGCUCACCAAGAUUUUGUAUUUUUUCACCUAGUUUUGAAGUGGAUAUUUUGUCCAAUUUGUUGAAAUCGCAGUGUGACAUGGCCGACUGGAGAUUCCUUCCAUCCCUUCUUCACCUUCAUGAAAGUUACGUCAAACUGUCCUCUUGGUGUCAGUUUCUACCACCAGGGGAGGUAAGUGUUAGACAUGUUACAUCUCUAACCUUUUUGCUCCCAAGAUCUGAUUGUAAAUUCUCCCCUCUAGCUGCUACACAUUUCAUUGUGAAUUAGUGACAAGAAUUUGGCAUUAGAUUAAGGUGACAACUUAAAUAUGAUAAGUUUGAGUAUUCUCAUAACUUGUUUGGUGGUUAAUCUAUCGAUGUUAUAAGGAGAAGUUACAUGUAAAUCACCUCUGGGAGUUUAAGAGUUAAAGUAGUGAAUUUAUAGUUAACUAGAAGUUAUCCUCCAUAGUCAUUGAGAAAUCAAAUUGUGACAAUAUUGCUGAUUACACUCCAAAGAUAUGGGCACAUGCUUGGAGAGUCAUUGAACUAUUCUGUGUGCAAACAAAUAUCGUUAUCCCAGGGAAAAAAUAAACUCUAACUAUUCCUUACCCUGCCGGGAGGCCCUCAUAAUUAUCACCAAAGAACGAGCAUUUCUUUGCCUGUGAAUGAGACAAGUGGAGGAGAGGUCUAAAAGGGGUCUGGCACUAAUAAUGAGUGCUGUACCAGACCUCUUGCUGGCUCACUUUGGUCAAGGACUCAAACUUUCUCCUGGGAAAAGAAACAUUUUGUAAUGUAGCUGUUUUGACCAGGGCCUGCUCUUAUGCUAACCAUUUCUUGACUAUAAAACAAAUGAUUGAUUCUCCAUCAUCCUCCCAGCUAUCAACCUCACUCACACGUAAGAAAUCACUAUUUGGCAGCACCCCAAAGAAACACAUUGAGGCACCUUUUCUUUAUCAGUGGCUUGGAAAACUGCAGGAUGCCUUAGUUUCAAAGGUGACAAUGUAAAGUUCAUGUACGUGUUCUGUUUUGUAACUCAUGUUGGGCAACAAGGAUGGAAAAUGAUGACGAUGAUGAUGAUGACCAUGACCAUGAUAAUGAUGAUGAUGGUAGUGUUAGUGAUGAUGUAGACUAUUAGCAGUCCUUCCUUUUCGGCAAAGUCCAUCAUGCAAAAAGUCAUCAAAAAAAAAAAGAGAAAGAAUGGUGGCUUGCAGGUUGCAUAGAAUUCAUGCUAGCCACCAUUUGUUUGUUUGUUUAUUUUUUUGCUGAUUUAUUUUGGGAAAGGAAAAAGGAGGGACUCCUUACAGUCUAGUAAUGAAGAAAAUUGCAUCAGUAUACAUAUUUUCCUUGCUAUCUCCCAAGGUAAUAACUGGAGAGUUUUAUAUCAAUCCAGAGCCCUUUUAGUUGACCCUAAUGUUUUAUUCAGUAUGAAUACUUUAAGGAGAAGUUUGAUGCUAGUCACUUUUGGGGUUUUAGGGUUGGUUAAAUAUGACCAAGAGGUGAUGGGCUUUAGAUAUGAAUCACUAUAACCCUUAAACUCCCAAGCUCUAUUUGUAAAUUCUCCCCUCUGGCUGCUGCAUUUUUUCCUGUAAGUUAGUUACAAGAAUUUAGUGUUAGAUCACAAUACACUGUAACAACUUCUAUGUGAUAAGUUUGAGUAUUCCCAUAACCUGUUUGCUGGAUAAUGAAUGGAUAAUCACUUCUGGGAAUUAAAUGGUUACACUACAUGAUGCAGUAAACUCAGUCUAUUUUAUACUUCACUCUUCUUUUGACACACAUUUGCUCCAUUUUUUUCUAUUAGUUCACUCUUUAUUUCUACUAUAUACUUGGGAGACAGACCACACCAAUGGACAUGAAGUCAUUAAUUUCACGGGCUAGUAUUGAUUAUGUAGGAAGGUAUGUGUCACUUUGUGUAUCAUGGUGGCUAAUGUCAUUCAUUAUAAUUGUGUUUACUGCUUCAAUACCUGCACCAAACUAGUGACAAGAUCCUGAAGGAAAUCUUUUGUUUAUCUAAUGAGUGCUUCAACCUUUCACUUCCAAGAUCUGAAAGCUUAUUCUCCUAACUGGUGACCUUAAAAACCUUGGGUGUCUAUUUCUGAGAGUUAAGUGUCCUAUCAAGACACUUACCCCUGGUUGAUAAUUUUCUUGAUUCUCAGUAACAAUCUAAUUGACAUUUUGAUAAAGCUGUAAGGAGACUUUAUAUGUUGGUCACUCUAAGGAGAAAAGGGGGAAACCUUUUUGUCCCUAAGAGUGACUGGCAUCUAAUUUCUCCUUACAAUAUCACCCCUGGUCACACAUUUAAGCCACAAGAGUAAAGGAAAAGAUCACCAACUGAAGAAGCUCUUGAUUAUAAAUCAAAUUCUCCCUGUCAGCACCUGAGGAAAGAUAUGGAAAACAGAAUGGAGAAUAUGCAUACUGAUUUGAAGUGUUUGUGUUUUUCAGGAUCAUGGCAUUCAUCCGUCGUUCAGAUGCAUUUAGUGUCAAUAUGUUACUGGAUACUCAUCAGUUGGAGCUGUACCAGGGACAUGGAUACCACUUUCCCUACGAUAUUAAGGAGAAGCCCUCUGGCUUGGGAGCUUUUCCUGCCAUCUUUUCAUUCCCUGGGGUAAGUAACAUGUCCCUAGGGGUAUGGUCUUUUCUGAAUUUGGGAAGCAACUUUCCGAUGUAAAAUGGAUAAUCAAAUAAACAAUGUUAUGGUAUAAUUUAACUGACAGAAAAACACUACAAUCCCACAAACUCAACUAGUUUAUUAAACAGCAAGUUAUGUUCUUAACAAGGAAUGACUCCUAUAAGCAGUAUAAUACUUAUUGUUAAAAAACUUAAUUUAGCCCAAUAAUAAAUAUCAUUGCUGUCUCCAAAGUUCCUUGAAAUGAGCAGUCUUCGGCAGUAACUCUCUCUUGGUAUAGCUUUCAAAACUGAGUCGUCCCUCCGACAACAACUACUACUACAUAAGGGAGGCUUUAUAUAUAUAUAUAUUCACAAAGUAUUCUGGAACAUCCUCAACUUUGUAUGUGAAAAGCUACACACUGUACUGGUUAGCAGGAGUGUUUAAGAACCAAGGCACUUUCGCAAAGAGAAGGGAACAUAACCCCCAGUGUUGUAGUCUGGCCUUGUUUUUGUUUAUACAGGCCCACACUUAUUAACCAGCUUUAGAGCUGAACUGGGUCAGCCUGGCUAAAUGACACAAAUAGAUAAUUAACCCUUUAACUCCCAUGAGUGACCAAGACAGAAUUUCUCCUUACAAUAUCAAUAAAUAUCAACCAGAUUAGUGAUGAGAAUCAAGAAAAAUAUCAAGUUGGGAUAAUUAGUUGAUCCAAUACUAAAUUCUCUGAAUUAAUAUCAUCAGAAUUGUACAGUUGACAGUAGGGAGAAUUACAAAUGCGAUCUGGGAGUUAAAGGGUUAAAUAAACAAAACAUUAGUUCAGAUUGGGUGUAAUUCAAUAAUCAAAGGAUAUUUUUAGCAAACUACAUUUACACCUGCCCCUUAUAAAACUUCCAAGAUUACAGGUAAUUUACAAAAUAUGAAAAGAGGUGAAAAAGAGAAUUUUAAAAGGGCUAACAAACUUUCUUUUUUUACAGGAGCGGCCUGUAGGGCACUGGCCAAACAUCGUGUCUAUACUCCUCGAUAAAGUUCAUGAACUCAAUGCCAUGGAGAAGAUCGUGUACUUCUUUGACAAUGUAGGGCUAUUGCAAAGAAUUUAGUAACAUCUCCUUUUCUGCCUUAUUUCUCCACAACUUUUUCCUACUCUCACUUGUCUGGUGUUGGUUUAAUUUUUAGCGUGUCCAGAGCACAUACUUCUUGACUCGAGUGGACCCACGCCUGACUCUUGUUGUUAUAUUCAACAGUAAAAGAUCAGAGAAGGACUCUUAUGUUAGCACAUUUCUGACUGGUAAGGAAAUAAAUCAU